GUUGCACCACAGUAGUUGCUAAUAUUACUGUAAUUACUACAUUAUGUUUUUAUUGCUGUACAGCUGGUCCUCUGAUUACGUUUGUGUUCUGAUCCAGUUCAAAAGUAGAAUUUUUAUCCUUAAUGGUUUAUUCUUAGACGACACAUUGCAGCCAAUGCAGUUUUCUCCACAAUGUGUCAUUUCACUUUCAAUUUAUUUGACGUAUGGAGGGUGAAGUCGAAUAGAACAAAAGUGAUGUCCUUUUUCUGUGUGGCGACAUAACUCGGUAUAUGUAACCGAGGACCAUCUGUACAUCUGAAGGGGUUACGAUAGUAAGUGAAUUUGGAUAUACUUUAGAGUAGUCAGUGUACAGCUUGCGGUCAUUUUGGAGGUGUUUUUGGUACUCGUUAUUAUGUUGGAAAACUACAUGUGGCCCACUUUCCCAAGGGAGGUGAUCAUACUCUGCAUUAUGGUCCAUAAAACCCUCAAUGAACCACAGCUACCCAGCUCCGGUAGCACUCGUGCAGCCUCAGGCACCAGCAUGCUUGCUUGACUGCAGGCCAGACACAGUUAUCACUAUUUAGACAGUAAUGGCUGUGUAUUGGGCGGCACGGCAGUCAAGUGGUUAGCACGCAGACCUCACAGCUAGGAGGUGACUCCAAAUUGUCCACAGGUAUGAAUGUGAGUGUGAAUGGUUGUUUGUCUAUAUGUGCCCUGUGAUUGGCUGGCGACCAGUCCAGGUUGUACCCCGCCUCUCGCCCAAAGACAGCUCCAGCACCCCCGCGACCCUCGUGAGGAAAAGCGGCAGAAAAUGAAUGAAUGGCUGUGUAUUGACUUACUUCAAUGUAUUGUACACUGACUACUCUGAAGUAUAUUAUCAUCCUUUGAGAAUAUAUAUAUAUAUAUACGUAUAUAUAUAUAUAUAUAUAUAUACUACAGUAAAAUGGUGCAAAAAUGUAUGGAGUAUACUGUGUAAUGUAUGUAUUUGAUGUCAGUGUGCUAACAAGCACAUGUCCGUGAUGAGCUAACCUGCGGAGAGAUGGCCUUCUUCAAGAGCUUUCAGCAGAACCUCCCAUCCGUCAACAUCUCCUCCAUCUUGGAUUCGGUCAGCAGCCGAGUGGACGACCUGGCCAACGCCGUCAGCGACGUCACGUACGCAGUCAGCGACCAGCUGACCGAGCAGGUCAACACCAUCAUCAACAAGGUUCAGGAGGAGGAGGAUGGCGAGCAGGAGGCAGCGCAGACGUCCACUGCGCAGGAAGGGAAAGUGGGCAGUAAAAGCGUGUGGCCGCUGAGCAGAGAAUCAGAAACAAGUUCAAGCGCUAAAAACAACCAAAGCGGCGAUGCAGCAGAGGCGGAGUACACGGCCAGCCAGCUGGAGUGGGAAUGGAGGGACGGAUGCUGGCGGGUGAAGAAGACAGAAGCCGAGUUAGCAGAGGAGGAGAGGAGGAGGAAGGAGGAGAAGGAGCUGCAAGAGAAGAGAGAGCAGAGAAGGAAAGAGAGGAGACAGAAGCGCUUACAGGAGGCAGCCAUGUUUCAGAAAAACAAUCCCCAAGAUGAAGAGGCCGCAGAAGAUGACGGAUUAGAAAGGACAAACCCAGAAAGUCCCGGUGAAGAAGCAACUCAGCACAGAGGGAGUGACGACCAUGAUGGACCUGAAGCGACAGAGGAGAACGACAGAGAGCAUGAGGAGGAAAUGUGCAGCCUGGAGGGUGAGGGUGAAGGUGAAGGCGAUGACGAGGAGGCGCCUGAUACUGCUAAGUCCAAAGUGAAAAAGAAGAAGAAAGAUAAAAAGGAGAAAGUCCCUUCCAAGAAAGCAGAUAAGGUGACCAAAAAGAAGGAGAAAGGCAAGAAGAACAAGAAGAAAGAGAAAAGCAAACAAGAGGCCGUUCUAACAGACAGCGAGGAGGAACGUGGCCCAGAAGCUGUGGUCCAGUCCAAUGUGAGCACAGUGUGCAACAGCAGCAGCAACAUGCAGGCCACAGAGCAGGAAGGCUACAGCAGCGAGGCCUCGAGUGAACACGCAGGUAACAGCAUCCAGAGGAUGAAGAAAAGCCCGUCCCUCACAGAGGGCCAACCUCCCCCGUAUCAAGACCGGGACCGCGGAUCGGCUGCACGGGUGUGCCGUUCUCGCUCUCGUGCGACACGGGAAGUCCGGAGAGGGUCGUCCCCUCAGCGCUGCUCCAGUGAGGCCAGUGUGGACCAGGACACGGAGAGCUACCUUAACAAAGGCUGCGAGGAGGACAUACCCAGUGACAGCACUGCUGUGGUGGGACCAGAGGACAGUUCUGGUCCGCAGCUCCCUACGGCCUACGAACCAGAACCGUUGGGAAAAUACGGCACGCUGGACGUGGCCUUUGAGUACGACUCCACCGAGCAGUGGUUAGCCGUCACGGUCACGGCGGCGACAGACAUCCCCGCCCUCAAACAGACAGGCAACAUCUCGUGGCAGGUCCACCUUGUACUGCUGCCCACUAAGAAGCAGCGGGCCAAAACGGGCGUCCAGAAGGGCCCGUGUCCCGUUUUCACUGAAACCUUCAAGUUCUCCAGAGUGGAACAGGAGGCCCUGGGGGACUGCGCCGUACGUUUCCGGCUGUACAGCAUCAGACGGAUGAAAAAGGAGAAGGUCCUAGGCGAGAAGGUCUUCCAUCUGACUAAGCUCAACCUCCAGGGGAAAAUCGCUCUUCCAGUCACGCUGGAGCCUGGAUCUGAACUUACAGGCUGUGGAUCGGUGGUCAGCGUGUCCCGCAGUGCAGGAGCCCUGUCCUACAGGUCCACAGAGGACUCCUCCUUGCCAGAGAUCCUCCUGGGCCUCGUUUACAACUCCGCCACAGGAAGUUUAUCUGCAGAGGUCAUCCAGGGGAGCCACUUUAAAACCACGUCGUCCGAUAAACCCGUCAAUGGUCUUUUUUGUUGUGUAAAACAUUUCGUUGGGGGACAACUUUAUAUCAUGAGAGACACUUACGUCACACUGAGCAUGCUGGACUCCAAGGGGAAGGAGAUGUCCAAGUGCAAGACAGCGGUGUGCCGAGGCCAGCCCAGCCCCACCUACAAGGAGACCUUCGUCUUCCAGGUGGCGCUCUUCCAGCUCUCUGAGGUGUCGCUGGUGUUGUCAGUGUUCUGCCGCCGCAGCAGCAUGAGGCCCCGGGAACGCGUGGGAUGGGUCUCCUUGGGACUCAACAGUACCAGCGAGGAGCAGCUGGCCCACUGGACGGAGAUGAAGGAGGCCGAGGGGCAGCAGGUGUGUCACUGGCAUACGCUUACCGACACAUAGAAAGGUCAGGAUGGAUCCCUGCAGCGUUCCCUGGAGUCGGGGAGUCCGGGAGUCGGUUGUGUGGCUGUGAUGCACACACACACCGACCUUGUAGGUGGAAGCUUCCUUCUGCAUCCAUGAAGGCGGCAACACUAAACAGCAGGGUAAAAAAAAAAAAACAACAACACACAGACGAUGGUGGCGCUUCAAAACGUUCGGAUAUCUGAAGAUACCUUUCAGCGUGACGGUCGGCCCAUAAGCAUACAUCCAAACCACUUCCUGGAAUGGCCCAGCCGCAACCCAGACCUAAACCCUAUUCAACAUGUGGGUUAGUGUUGCUUCCACCUAAAAUGACUGAACCAAAUAUACGACAACCCUGGGUAUAAGACAACCUUUUUGGAAAAAUUUUAAAUAUUUAAAAUAUUGUAUUUUGAUAUAUAAUAUACUGUAGCGUAAAUUACAAAAUAAUUAUCUAAAUAACAUUAAAUGAUCAUAUAUAUUGUAUAGUUUAAUUAUAACUGUAAUAUUUACUUAUUACUUUUAAAAACAGUCACAUAGGCUAUAAUAUAUGCAAAAGCAGAUGGUGAAAUACCGUAUUGUACAUUUGUCCCAAUAUAAGACGACCCCUUUUUUAACUCAUUUUCUAGAAAAAAAAAAGUCAAAAGACCAAAAAAGGACAAAGAUUGUUUGCUAACACUUUUGACACUUUUUAACUGUUUAAGUUUUCUCUGUAGUACGACCGAGUAUUAGGGCCACAGAAAAAUAACUGAGAUUUUGACAAUAAAGUUUACAAGGAAACAAAAAAAAGUUGAACAUUUACAAGAAAAAAGUUGUAAUAUUACGAGAAGUCGUAAAUCUAUGAGGAAAAAUCUUUGCAAGCAAAGCAGUUAUACAUUUACAACAAAUAAGUUUUUAAUAUUGCGAAAAUAAAGUCGUAAGCUUACGAGAACAAAAUCGUACAGUUACGCCCCCCCCAAAAAAAACUGUAAAUUUACAAGAAUAAUGUUGUAUGUUUGCAACAAGAACGUAGUACGUUUCCCCCCAAAAAAGUUGUAAUAUGACAAGUUAAGUUGCACAAUUACACCAAAAAACCUGGUAAAUUUACAAGAAUAAAGGCAUAAAUUUAUAAGAAAAUUACAUUUACAAGUUGUAAAUUUACAAAAAAUGUUGUUAUAUUACAAGAAUAAAGUCGUAAAAAAAAAUUGCGAUAAAAAAUUGUACAUUUCCUUAAAAAAAGAAUAAAAUCAUAAAUUUCGGAGAAAGAAGUUGUCAAAUUACGAUAGUCGUACCGUUACAACAAAAAAAAUUGUACAUUUACAAGAAUAAAGUUGGAAAUUUAGUUGUACAUAAUUGUACAGUUCCAAAAAGAAGUUGUAAUACUGCAAGGAUAAAGUCGUAAAUUUAUGAGAAAGAAGUUGUCAACUUACGAGAAUAAAGUCGUACAGUUAUGACAAAAAACCUUGUCAAUUUCCAAGAAUAAAGUCGGAAAUUUAUAACAAAAAAAAAUUUACAUUUCCGACAAGGUAGUACAUUUCCCAAAAAAAAGUUGUACUAUUGCGAGAAUAAAGUCGUAAAUUUGUGAGACAGAAGUUGUAGAGUUACGAGAAUAAAGUCAUAUAGUUACGUUAAAAAAAAAUUGUAAAUGUACAAGAAUAAAGUCGGAAAUGUAAAACCGAAAAAGUAGUUAGUACAUUUCCCCCCAAAAGUUGUAAAGUUGCAAGAAUAGUGUCACAUAGUUACAUCAAAAAGACAAAAAUGUUACAAGAAUAAAGUCGGAAAUGUAAAAUCAAAAAAGUAGAACAAUUCCCCCAAAAAGUUGUAAGAAUAGUGUCGCACAGUUACGUCAAGACGACAUGUAAAUUUCCAACAAUAAAGUCGGAAAUUUACAAGAAAAAAAGUUGCACAUUUGCGCCAAAAAAGAAAAAAUGUGAAAAAAUGUUGUAAUACUGCGAGAAUAAAGUCCUAUAUUUAUGAGAAAGAAGUUGUCAAGUGACGAGAAUAAAGUCGUACAGUUACGACAAAAAAAAAAACUUGGACAUUUAUAAGAAUAAAGUCGGAAAAUUUAUGAAAAAGAAGUCGUACAGCCAGUCAGGACAAAAAAUAUCUAUAUUACAAGAAUAAAGUGAUAAUAUCUCAUGUGUUUACGACUUUGUUCUCAAAAUCUCCGAUUUAUUAUUCCCCGCCCCCCCAAUGUGGCCCCAAUACUCGAUACUCAAGGCUGUUUUAUAGGGGAAAAAAAUAGUAUAGCAAAAUAGUCGGUAAGAUUUUUUUUUGAAAAGAUGAGAAAAGCCUGGCAUUUUAAAAAAAGGGUGUGCUGACUUUUUGUGUCCACUGUGUGUCAUCAUAUGCCUGCGGAAAACUGUUUACAACAUACAGACCCUCCCAUGUAGCAUAUAUUGUACACUCUUAUAUAGUAUAUAUGUAUAUGCAUAGGACACAUUUACUGUUUCAGUACCUCGGACCAAAGAGCUGAGUGUUCUGCUCCAGAUGCCACCAGCAUAGCAGAUGUUUCUUUAAGGGUCACAAGCAAAAAUGCAUUGACUGUUAAAAAAACAAAAAAAAAAACAAAAAAGGGCCUACUACAUGCUGCAACUUUGCUCACAAGCUGCAACUCCUGUACAGUUUGUUUACAUGCGCCACAUUAUGCAAGAUUCAUCGUUUGUUAUCAGUCAAGAGGUUUACCAGAUAUAAAGCAUUUCUUAACUUGCUUCAGGGGUGUCCAAACUUUUUCCAGCGAGGGCCACAUAGUGGAAAAUGGAGAAAAAAAUGAAUUUCAACUAUGUGAAAUGCAGUUUGUUUCUUAUGACUAUGACUAAAUAAUUCUUCUUUAAUAUUUCAACUUUAUGCGACGAAAACAUUAUUUUUCCUCAUAAUAUUAAGAUGUAUUUUUUUCAAUUUCUACUAGUGCUUUUUCUUUUUUAAUUUUCCAAAUGUUUCAACUUUAUUCUUGUACUUUUUCCUCUCCCUAUGAUGACUUUAUUCCCCAUGAUAUUAUGACUUUAUUCUGUGAAUAUUAUAACUUUUUCCUGAAACUAAUAAUGUUAAUAUUGUUAACUAUAAUAUGGUAAAAUUACUGCAGAUUUUUCCAUUUCUGUUUUUUUCAAAUUUAAUUAUUUCUCAUAAUUACGCCUUUAUUCUCCCAAUUUUUAACUUUUAAAUAAAUAACUUUUUUUUAAUGUCAACCUUUUGCCGCUACAGUCACAUUAUAUUUUCUCAUGAGUUUAUUCUCAUAAAAAUGUUUUUUGUAUGAUUAUGACUUUCUUGUAAAAUGU
Messenger RNA from Doryrhamphus excisus (bluestripe pipefish), 6504 nucleotides. The record is from RefSeq and is a predicted model, not a curated record. NCBI's taxonomy places the organism in Eukaryota, Metazoa, Chordata, Actinopteri, Syngnathiformes, Syngnathidae.